Molecule: messenger RNA, 1793 nt
Organism: Anopheles arabiensis
Lineage: Eukaryota; Metazoa; Arthropoda; Insecta; Diptera; Culicidae
Product: SET and MYND domain-containing protein 4-like
Exons: 3
Coding region: 195-1574 (459 amino acids)
Molecular function (GO): protein binding
Source: RefSeq, a predicted model, not a curated record
CCGAGAAACGUCACUUCUUCUGCCUGCAACAAGCGCGGCAAACCUGUUCGUGCAUGUUCGUUUUCAUCAUAACGGAACUAACGCCGAUAGAAAACAAAGGCAAGUUUGGUUAGCUGUUUUCUUUCACCUGAAACACACAUCUCCAUUUUGUUUCACGACUUUAACACGAAGACAAACUGAACACAGCAUUGAGCAUGUCCGAGCGGCUCCAGGAUGACGCGUGGGAUGUGGGGAACCUGUUCGAUCAACUAUGGGAGGAAUCGCUCAAGCAGCGCAUCAUCGAGCUUACCCAGAACCAGCCGGACAAGGAUAAGAUACCAGAAAUUAUUAAGCGCGAAAUCGAUGAGUUUCUGCGCACGUUCCCGUUUCACGACCGGCUUAAGCUGCAACCCGACACAAAGGACAACGCCAACGCGGUUGCGGCCCGUAACCGUGGCAAUGAACUGUUCGCCACGGAAGGUGAGUGCUUGAAGUCGCUCCAGCACUACGAGAGCAUCGCGUGCUCGGAGCCAGGUUCGGAAACCAGAGCACUUGCGUACGGCAACCGGUCGGCGGUCUGUCUAAGGUUAGACAUGUACGAGGAGUGUUUGGAAACCAUACGCCUAGCGCGAGCCUCGAACUACCCGGCGCGAUUGGCGGACAAGCUGAACAAGCGCGAGCAGCACGUGAAGCGACGCAUCGAGGAAAUGUAUGCAGAACUUUCCGACCGAAAACCAAUCGAGUUUGGCAAGCAUCGGCCACGUUACAUGGUCCAUCCGGAACUGAAGUUGAGCUACGAGGCACACGCAAACGUCCCUCAGCUGGUGAAAUGUGUGGAGCUGCGCCAGAACAGUGAAGUCGGUCGUCAUUUGGUGACGACGCAGCAUCUGAAGGCAGGGGACGUGCUGCUGAUUGAGAAGCCGUACGCUAGCAUGCUGAAUGAUCAGGAACGGUACAAGCGUUGUGAUUUCUGUCACAAUGAGGACAGGUUUACGCUCAUUCCUUGCGAGGGAUGCACCGUGACAAUGUACUGCUCGAAGGAAUGUAUGGACCAAGCGCACAAGCAGUAUCAUCGGUACGAGUGUGGCGUGCUGCGUGACUGUUGGCGCAUGAUUGGCUCCUUGCUGGGGGGAAUAAUGGGAUUGCGUACGGUUGCUACAGCCAUUGCAUCCUUCGAGCAGGAUCUGGAGGGUUGGAUCGAUCACCUGAACACGCUGGACGAAGCGAAGGUGAAUGCAUUCACGGUGGACUGGAACGAGAUAACAGACAGCGAUAUGUACGACACGGUACACGUGCUCGCCACGAACCAGAAACGGCGGAGUUGCAAAGAUCUGGCGAUGCUCAUAUUUUUCGCUUCAAUCGUGCACCGACUGCUGCUGGAGCGUACUGAGCUCGGAACGUUGUGUGAGUCAAACCCGGCAAGAAGCAAGCUCCUGUUCGAUCUGUUGCUACGCCACGUGCAAACGUCCCUGAUCAACAAGAAGCAGGUGUCACAUAUGAAGUGUUGUGAGAUCGACCAGGAAGACGAGUAUGAGGAUAAUAAUUUUGGGUACGAUAGCGACGACGAGGAUAAAUUCGAAGAGCGAACGCCAUAGCUGCAUACCGAACGUGGCCCCGAUCCAUCUGCUCGAUGGCCGGUGUGCCUUUGUAGUCAGCCGACCGAUCGCUGCCGGAGAGCAGCUGUUCGACGUCUAUGGCUUCGGUACAAUGGAGUUCGACAGCUCGCUCCGUUUACUUUGCCUGGAACAAUGCUACUACUUCAAGUGUCGCUGCGCAGUGUGUGAAUCAUUUUCGUACGUCAGUGUGCGCAAUAU